This is a messenger RNA of Didymodactylos carnosus, 2376 nucleotides long. The record is from the annotation of a GenBank genome assembly. Lineage: Eukaryota; Metazoa; Rotifera; Eurotatoria; Philodinida; Philodinidae.
AUGCAUGGUGAUCAAAUGAGAACAAAAUAUGCUCGUCAUAUGUUAUCAACCGAUAUACAUUCACAAUUGAAUAUGCUCGCAUUGAUAUCACAACAGUGCAACAAUGCAAGAUUAAUCAAUAAUAAUAAUUCAUCACACUCUGUUUCAUCUUCCGAGUCUAUUUCGUCCUCUUCUUCAUCGAUAACCGAUUUGCAAGAUCCGAAAAAAGAUGGGAUUAACAAUCGAUUUUCAACAGAUAUUUCUAAUGAAACUCCUAAGAAAACUAUUAAUCGUUCAGGGAAUACAUUAGACAAUGUGAACAGAGUGAAUACAAAUAAAACCUCACUGCCACCACAUAGUUACUUAAUAACUCAAAGUGAUACGGGGAAAAGUACAACUUCAAUACUACAUCAAGAUUCGUCAAUAGUAGAUCAAAAAUCAUUUCCAUCAAUAUUACAACAACAUCAGCAACAAUACACUUAUACACCUUCUACUACAAAUACGUCAUCAACAAUCAUGUCAGCAACAAGUUCCCGAUCAAAUUCUGGUGAACGUGUUGUUAAAGUUGUGACAACAGCCGGUCCACAAAAUGUUGAUAAGGAAUUUUUACAACAAUUAUUGUCACGCAAGGAUGUUAUUCCCCAGCGUAAACGUCGGGAUUUCAUUCCAAAUGAAAUGAAAGAUGAUCACUAUUGGGAAAGAAGACGUAAGAAUAAUUUGGCUGCUAAGCGUUCAAGAGAAAAACGCCGACUUAACGAUAUUGUACUUGAAACGAAGGUGGUAGAGUUAACAAAUGAAAAUGAUGUACUACGGGCAAAAUUAAAUUUAAUGUUAACGAAAAUCAAUAUGAAAGAAAAUGAAAUGGAAUUAUUAUUCGAGGAAGAACAACGCCUUGGUAAUAUUUGUUUAAAACCAGCAACAUCGGCCACAGCUAUUAUGUCGCAAAUGUGUGAUAACACCGAUGAUAAUCAAUCAUUAAUUGAGAAUAGUAUAGCCACAACAAAAACAAAUACUAACAGUAAUAAAAAGACGACACGUUCAUUAUUCAAUUCAUCGUCAUCCGAAACGGCCUAUAGCCAUGAAGAUGACUACAGCAAUGACUCACAACAAUUUGUUGGUGAAGCAGAUAAUCAACGUGGUGGAGAAGAGGAAGAAGAAGAAAAAUUUAGUCACCACGAACAACAACAAUCCUCAAUGUCAGCACAUUGUCAGCAAUUACAAAAUGAUUUCCUGGCUCGUAUCAUGAAUCCUUAUACUGCUCAAUCUUCAUCAGCGACAACAACAACAUCAGCCACUGCUAAUCAAGUUUUAGCACUUGCAGCACGAACACAAUAUCCGCUAUUAUACAAUCAGUUAAUUGGUAUGAAUAUGAUGAAUAAUAUGUCAGCACCAUCAACCGGUAACACUGCAAUGGAUCUAUCGACAAACGAACAAAAACAGCAACCAACAAAAACAACAAAUCUUCUCUGUCCGGCCGAAAAACAUCUGCCAAAAGUUGCCAAUCGAAAACCGUUACAACUACCGAUACAAACAGCCUACAUCACGAAUCAUAACACACAGACAAACGAAUUGAAAACUGGAAAUUUACUAACAACAAAAAGUCCGUCUCCACUUACUCCGUCACCAUCACCUCCUCAUGAAUCUUUACUACAAGUUCUUGCUAAUCAAUUAAAACAAGCAAGUGUUUUUGCUCAAUCAACACCAACACUUCAGCCUCGUUUAUUAACCAUAGCGCCAAAAGAAGAACAUCAAAACAGUAAUUAUUAUGAAGAAGUAUCGAACGAUGACAUGGAUAAUAGUGAAGCAGUAAAUGGUGGCGGUAAAACGAAGAAUGCAUUGAAAAGAAGUUACAGUCACGUUGAUGAUGCAAAUAAUCAACAAAGUUCAAAAUUAGACGAAAGACAAGUAACAUCUCCCACUACUGAUAAUGUCAAUAAAUCAUCAUGGGAUGAUGCUGUUACCUUGUUAUCUCUAACAGGUAAUUAUCCACAAGAAAAACCUCCAACACCAACUCAACAACCAUCGAAUAACCUUCUUCAAUCUGUUAUAAAUGGUCUUCUGACAAAUCGUAAAAUAUCACAUGAACAGUCACCACAACGUGAAGAUGUCUCUUUUAAUAAUCAAGAUACUAUAACUUCAUUCAAUCAAUUACGUACAUUGAUCAAUUUUAUAUCUAAUAAUGAAAAUGGUAAACAGUCAGUUGGAGUAUUUAAUCAAGUAUUUCCUCAAAACAUGAACUCUAAUAAAUCAACAACGAUGAAUAAUAUUUCUGAAUCAAUGAAUGUCAUACCUUCAUCAACAAUCUCAGUAAGUCAUGAAAGACAAUUGAAUGAACGAACGACUGGUGAUGCCAUGCCUUUAAAAUUACGUUUAAAAAUGUUAAACGUAAAAAGUUAA